Tachysurus vachellii is the source of this 4862-nucleotide messenger RNA. It is a transcript of the gene apln, whose product is annotated as apelin. The record is from RefSeq and is a predicted model, not a curated record. Gene Ontology annotation, molecular function: hormone activity; apelin receptor binding. The coding region runs from base 431 to 664 and encodes 77 amino acids. Lineage: Eukaryota; Metazoa; Chordata; Actinopteri; Siluriformes; Bagridae. The transcript has 3 exons. Gene Ontology annotation, biological process: signal transduction.
GGAAGCCACUAUAAGCAAACAUCCACCAUACACAAACCUGCCACAAGCCGACUGCCUUUACAGCUCUACUGAACUUGAUGCACACUGCAGAUCUCCUGUUCUAGGAGGAGGAGGAAAAAAGAAACCGUGCACAUCUCUGUGGGAGAGCUCCAACCGAGACCUGCCCUCAGUCUUAGAGUGGCGCUGAUAUACAAACACAUUCACACAGCCCAUUCACACACACGCACACACACAAACAGCACACACAGACACACACAGAGCCACACGCGCAGGAGCAAACAGUAUCUCUCCCUUUCUCUCUGUCGAGCUCACCCUCCCUCUACCUCCUUUCUACACACACACUUACACAUUCACACACACAUACACACAUACACACACCACUACAGUAUAUCAGCUCACGACUAGAGGAGAGACGGAGGGGAGAGCAGAAAUGAAUGUGAAGAUCCUGACGCUGGUGAUUGUGCUGCUGCUUUCUCUGCUGUGUUCAGCCCGUGCUGGUCCAGUGACCUCCACCGAGCAUAGCAAGGAGUUGGAGGAGGUGGGAAGCAUGAGGACUCCUGUGCGUCAGAACCCUGCCCGAGCUGGACGGAACCAAAGACCCUCCGGCUGGAGGAGGAGGCGCCCUCGACCCCGCCUGUCCCACAAGGGGCCCAUGCCAUUUUAGAUUAAGGCAUUGCUUCGAGCACCCACCCCUUUGGUUCUGAUUUCAAUGCUCUUCCUUGGUCUUAGGGAGGGCCCUGUAACAAGGGGUCUUUCCAGCCCAGCCUGAAGAGUGAUGUCCAUAGCACCUGCUGGUUCUUCAAGAAACUCUUCUUCUGUCCACAAAAUACCAGGACAAGCCACUCACCCUCAGCUCUAUGAAGAAUUGUGGGCCAGAAAUGGGGUGGGAGGGGGAUAUAGAGCCCGAGCGAUCAGAUUCUAUCUCUGUCUGUCGAUAUCUCUCUCUCUCUCUCUCUCUCUCUCUCUCUCGCUCUCUCUACUCCAGUGUUUUUCCUCAUUAGCUUUCAAAAGCCCUUUCAUUGCCACACUUUGCAUGAUGUGUGAGCACUGAGAAGCCUGGUCCAAAACAAUCUUCAUGCACAAGUGUCAGUUUUUUUCUUGGAGGUGUGCUACCCCAUUCUCUGCUGUGUAAAAGAUGCCCUUUGUUCCAGUGCUGUGUUGUGGCAAAUUCUUGUGUGAACAAAUAUCAUAUGGGAAGGAAGUGACAGGGAUGUAAAGUUAAAGGCACUAUUGAGAACUUCAUCACUUUUAUCCACUUCCAUCUUUUGACAAAGGUAACAAUGCUCCAUUUCUGUUUACCUUUUGUCUGAUCAAAGUAGCUAUUACAUGUUUUUGUUUCUUUUUAAGUAGAUUUUAUUUAGCUACCACUGCUGAUUAUAUAAUUACCUCUGAAUUUUGUUGCUUUGCAUUAAAAGACCAUCAUCAGGUGUCAAGUAAACAAACAAACAAAUAUCUAUGGUAAAUGGAUUGAUUGCAUUUCAUCAGUUUUGUACUUACACAAAGGAUUAUUGCUCUUAAAGGUUUUGCUAUCCAAAGCAGAUUAUGCAUUACCAUAUAGACACCUAACAUCACAAGGUUUAAGCCACAGUGUCUCCUUAUAGGACUGCAUUACUCUACAAACCAUCGUCCUGUCUUACCUCCUUCCUCCACACUUCACCUCGCCACAGCAGACAUACAUGACUGUUAACUGGCUGGGGCGAGCUGCCCUGCUCAGCAAACCACCUCUCCUUUUAAUGAAGUGCCAAAUAGUCGAUCUAUAAUGCGAUGCUGCCAUGAGAAUGAAAAAAAAAAUGAAGAGACAAAUGAACAUUACCUCUUAUUUAAGUCUUGAUACAACUAAGCAUUUGUAUGUAUAACACCAUAUUUGUUCUGAAAUCCAACGGAUAAAAACAAUGGUAGCAAAAAAACAUAGUUUAAACAAAUCAGACCAAAAAUCUUUCAAAGCAGAUACUUCUUGAAAAUGCAGUACUAGUCUGUUUUUCAUACCAACCAGUAGUGCUCUCUUCUCUGACUGCUGUGCUAAAGGCUGAAUUGCCCCCUUGGACAGAGAUAUUUGAUUGACACAAUAAUAUGCCUUUAUUUUACACCAUAGUGGAACUUAUUACUUUUUUUAUUUUAUUUUUGAUUCUGUCUUUUGGUUUUCAAUUAUUUUUUUCUCAGGGUGCUGUGAGAGAAGCCUGUACUGGAUUUUGUGCAUUUCUUUAAAAAACACACAUACAAACAUAAUUACACAUGCACUGUUCAGUACAGAGUAUAACACAUACUGUAUCUUUCUCCCUGUAUGUAUAUCCACUGUUAUAACUUUGUAUUCAGAUCCAGUUUUUGUAAGCCAUUAUCAUUCUCCCUGUUUGGGAGCAGUUGCCUUUUAGUCUGAGCCUCUUCAGCACAGGUGGCCAUUGCUUUGAUUGCUGUGGUCAUUGAUUCCCAUUGCUAAUCUAUUUCAGAUGGGCCUCAUGAUGGGUUAGCUGGAGUCCGAGGCCCUUGGAGUCAGAGCUCAUUGACAAAUUGGCUUAGUCCAUGACCACACAUACCCUCUUCUUCUGUGGGCUUCUCAUAACCAUGUAACGCUCUAUAAUCUGAGAUAACCCACAGAGCAGACGUUGUUCCAUUAGCAUCAGGCCCUGAUUUGUUCUGCAACUAUUAUUCAGAGACAUGAGGCUUUUUACAAGACUGUUAACCAUAUACAUAAUUGUGUUGCUCAAAUAGCACGGCUGGUGUUUUCGUAAAUCAGCAGCUAAUUCCCUCCCCCACCCUCCAAUAAGCCAUUUAUCUAUAUGGAAGUUAAAGAAAAAAAAAUCCUCCACCAUCAACGCCUUGCAGCAGGAACAACUCUCACUGAGAGCGUGCCUAAGAACCACAAAAGUACAAAUCCACCCCCACCCCCUACCAUCACCCCCACAUAGCUCACCUUGAAGAAAAAUGGAUAGGAUUCUAGGGAAAUGCAAAUAUUUCUAGUCUUGCUAUUAUUAGUUCAUACAUUCUCAGGCAGAUAUGUAGACAGAGAUGUUUCAUGAAUGCUCCCUAAAAAAUGAGACAUUCUUGUGUCACACAUUAGCUGGGCAGAAUAUCCGAGUAGUCGAGCAAGUUACCCCAGACCUGUUGUUAUACAGUAACUGGGAUGAAAGCAAAGAGGGUUUGAAUCACUUAUUCCUGCUCCUAACAGAGGUUCAGGAGUAUUUCCACAUCCACAUUGUUCUUCAUGAAUGUAUCUAGAACAUCUGCACCAGCUGAGUGACCCCAUUUACAGAGUGAAGUAAAGCAGUGUUUCAGCACAAUCCUUGACAAAAGUCUUGUAUCUGUAAAAAAAAGAAAAUAUAAAAAUAAAAAUACCCCCAUAACACCAAAAUAACACAACCUGCUAGCGAUGGCUAUCUGUUGGAUCACACAUCCAAAGACAAACCCAUGAUCAACAUUCAAAGCCUGGUAUAGAAGGGACCCCUAGCAGCUUUGCUCCAGCACCUCUCAUUAUGGGCAUGCAAGGCUGCACUUUUGCAAUUCCAUUAUGCUGCUGGAAAAAAUAUAUCCUGAACACACUUUCUCUUGGCAUGUAAUGAUUUUCCAGUGUAUUGUGACAAUUUUAUUGACUGAUUCUUGUCUAGCUGGUUGUCCAAAGCUUACUUUUGAAUACAGUGUGGAAAGCCGCAUUUUCUGUAUGUGCGUGUGUGGUCAUAUUUAAAAAAAAAUAAUAAUUACAGAGAAUUACUCUACCACACAACGGGUUGUGGACACAUGAGAACUUUCACACCUUUCUCUCCUGCCUGGUGCAGCCUGAACCACCUAUCAGCAUCUCAGGCUAAUGAAUCAUGUGGUGAAAAGAAACAAAAGCAACCAGAAUCCAAACCAAUACUUCAGUGUUUGAGAAUUGUCCUUUCAGUUCACUUAAUAGCAACCUCUGCCCAGUUCCUCAUGUGUUUCACCCAGAUGCACUCCACUGUUGACUUACAAUGCUUGAGUAAUAAUCCUAUGCAUUUCAAAGCAUGUUUCACUGGUUUGUUUAAAGCGAUGCUGUUUAGGCUCAGAUCAUGUUUGCUAUAGAAUUGUGCGUUUGCCUGUCAUGACACGUGUAGGAAGGCAAGGAGUCGAGUGAAUGUUUGUUUAUGAAGAGAGUUGUGGCAAGUGAAAUGCAGACACUCUCGUCUCUAAGACUUGAGUUUCUAAUGGACAGAAGGAAACCUCAAAGACUGCAGGCAGUACUGAAUUCUUUUGCCUUAGUGUCAUAAAUGCAUUUUUUCCACUCUCCUAGCAGCUGUCUCACACUUUACCGAGUGAGGCAAAAGAGAAUGACCGACAAGCAACACAUUUGAUUGCUUGCUUUUGAUAAAUGCACCACUGCGCAUGUGCAAUGUAGAAUCUUAGGGAUCAAAUAGCUGAAAUCCAAGCCCCCAUAUUCACACUACAAAUGUCCACUAGCUGAGCAAUCAACAGGAUAACUGCAUUUUGAAAUCCCAUGGGUGAGGGGCUGAGAAUAACUUGAUUUCUCCCAUAGCUUCUAAUGAAACUUCACACCCAGACUAAAGCAAGCUCCAUGUGAAUAUAUCUUUUCAUACGUGGCCAGUUUGUUCAGCACACCAAUGUUUUCAAUAUAUAUAUAUAUAUAUAUAUAUAUAUAUAUAUAUAUAUAUAUAUAUAUAUAUACAUAUAUAUAUAUAUAUUCUGAGGAUACCUGCAUAUUCCACAGCCUUAUCAACAGUAUUACUAGGCCAUCUGGAAAACACAGUAAGAACAAGGUAUUAAAUCCUCAUCUUUCCUGUUCAAGGUGUGUGCUCAUAGAACUCACCAGGCCAAAUGUACAGUCUCUGUCUCUGUUUUGAUGUUAAACUGGGCAAAAAACAACUUAAUAAAUAAAUAAAGUGUAUCAGAAA